Messenger RNA from Struthio camelus australis, 2692 nucleotides. Lineage: Eukaryota; Metazoa; Chordata; Aves; Struthioniformes; Struthionidae. The record is from RefSeq and is a predicted model, not a curated record.
UAAUCAAGCAGAGGUAAAAAUGGUUAGUUUUCUGAUAGGCUGGAGAGUUGGAUCAACUUAACAGAUGGUCCAGAAGUACAAGGAAUGACUCAGUGGAUGAGAUAGAACUUCACUGGAAGAAAAAUGUGUGGCUGAUAGCUGGCGUAAAAUUUCCAAACAAAUGAUAUAAAGAUUUCCAAAGUUACAAGAAGGUAAGGUGAGAUCUUGUAAAGCAGUAGGUAAAUUUCAUGACUGAAGAACUUCUGGACACUUUUUCUGUAAAUAAAUUUCUGUAUAUAGUAGAUAAAUGACAAAAAGUUCUGAAAUUCUUCAAAAUCAUUAUUUAUAAAAUGGGAUUCUCUCUUUAUAAAAUGCAUUAAGAAUGAGAACAUAUGUAUCACACUGAGUUAUCAAAAAAAGAGACAAAGUAUUGUCCCAUGAAUGAGAAAAGUGUUUCAUUAAUACAGAAAGAAAAUGAUAUAAAAUUAAGUUUUUUCAAAUAUAAUGCUAAAAAUCAAAAAUUUGUCAUAAUCUUAGGAAGAUUAUGAGAAAAUUGGGGCAAAAGUAAAAAAAUAAUAAACUGUCAUCCCUUGGCAUUACCUUCAUGCAUUAAGCUAAGCAGGUAUUGCAACUUCUGAAUAUAUAAGACAAAAGAGAUUAUUUAUACGCGUAUGAAAAAUGAUGGUAUUUUAAAUCCUUAACCCAGUCCAUCAGUUCUAACUCUUAAAUCUUAAUAACUAUACUUUUUUUCUUUCAAACUAUUUUCUGCAUCAUUAUUCAUGAAAUAUUUUAUUCAAAACUGUUGAUCAUUAUCAUACACAGUGCAAAGUUGAUGCAUGUAAUAGCUUUUCUUUAAAUGUAUUGCAUUUCCCCUCAUAGUUAUCUCCUGACAUAUUUUGUGAAUUUAGAAGUAUAAUGUAGUAUGUUUAUUUUUAGUACACCUCCUGAUAAUCUCUCAAUUCAAGAAUUUCAGAAGAAUGAGAGUAUUGAUGUUGAGGUGGUGCAGCUUAUCAGCACAGAGAUACUGCCAUAUGCUAAUUUUAUUCCUAAGGAAUUUGUUGGUCAAAUAAUGACUAUGCUCAAUAAAGGCUCAAUACAUUCUCAGUCGUCUUCAUUUACAGAAGCAGAAAUAGAUAUUCGAAUGAGAGAGGAAUUUUCUAAGGUGUGUUUUGAAACACUGCUCCAGUUUUCAUUCAGUAAUAAAGUCACAACUCCUCAGGAAGGCUACAUCUCUAGAAUGGCACUUUCUGUGCUUUUAAAAAGGUCACAGGAUGUAUUGCAUCGCUACAUAGAAGAUGAGAGAUUGAGUGGCAAAUGUCCUCUUCCACGGCAACAAGUAACAGAAAUCAUAUUUGUUUUGAAAGCUGUCAGUACUCUCAUAGAUUCGCUUAAAAAAACUCAGCCUGAAAAUGUUGAUGCUAACACAUGGGCACAAGUUAUUGCCUUAUAUCCAACUUUAGUAGAGUGUAUCACCUGCUCCUCCUCAGAAGUGUGUUCUGCUCUGAAAGAGGCACUGGUUCCCUUUAAGGACUUCAUGCAUCCACCAGCAUCCAAGGUACAGAAUGGAGAGUCUUGACCCCAUAAAAAAUUUUUUUUUAAUUUUUGAAAGAAAAAAGUAUCCAAAAAUGUUUGUUCCCAGGUGAUCUUUCCCUGAGGAAAUCUCUUGUGGCUAGUACUUGGCAACCAGUGUUGACUGCCUUUUAACUGCACUAACAAGAGCUCAGUAAUUCAUGAAUACAAACUAUAUCUCAAAAGGUUCCAGAGUGAGUAGCAGUGCAAACCUUUAAUAAAUUUAACUGAAUAGUGGAAUCAUUUAUAAUCUAAUGUACUUGCUACAGUAUCUUGAAGUGGUGAUUGAAAAGUGGGCUUAUGUACAGCUUGUUGUGUAUGUGUUAAUGAUGUAAUUAAAAAAUAUUUCGAUUCAGUCAGAUUUAUUAGGCUGGUGUUUUGCACCCUUUUUUGAAGUACGAAUUGUACUAAAAUUUUAUGCAAGAUGGUACUGUAACAUUCCACAUUAUCUGUAACCAGCCUUUGUAAACAAAGGGAACUGAUAUACUUGUGUGUAUAAUAAAUGGUACAGUUCUGUAUAAAAUAGUUGCAUUUAUUAUUUAAAUUCUUUUUAAAAUAUUGAUAAUGUUACAUGCUUGAAAAUGUAUUUAUUAUGAAUAAGUUGUAUGCUUGCAUUUUUACUUACAGUUUGCCUUCUAAUUGCCAGAUAUGCUUAUUCAUAUCUGAUCGUGUUGCUAGUUUUUGCUAAAUUUGAAUGUAUCUUCUCUGUGCCGUUGGACAUUUAAACAAAGAGGUCAUAUGACAAAAGAUUGCAACAAACAGUCAGUGAUCCGCUGAUCUCAAACUUCAAAGUAGUUGACCUGAAAUAAGUUUGAAUAUGCAGAAAUCCACUGUAGCACUUCAACACUACCAUACCUCACUUCAUAAAAUACUCGUUUCAAGAUGUUUGUUUUGUUUAGCUCUGUCCAUUUUUGUAGUUGCAGCUUUGCUUUAAAAAAAAAUACUUGAGGUUUGUCUGCCUUUUUGGCCCCUAUCGACAGGUGUCACUGUCUUUGAAUUAUGACUUAAGAAAGGUGAUUUCAAAUAUCUGAAAUACUUGUCUGUAAUAUUUUGUUCAAUAAUUAAGUGCUUUGUUUUGUAAUGUCUUUUCAACCCAAACAAAUUGUUCUAACCUUUUAAUUAUAAACUGUCUGAUAUAAAAUCA